Messenger RNA from Cantharellus anzutake, 2678 nucleotides. RefSeq lists its product as uncharacterized. Bases 103 to 2460 code for a protein of 785 amino acids. The transcript is spliced from 4 exons. NCBI's taxonomy places the organism in Eukaryota, Fungi, Basidiomycota, Agaricomycetes, Cantharellales, Hydnaceae. The record is from RefSeq and is a predicted model, not a curated record.
CUGUAGAGUGCGCGACCCCUCGCUCUAGCAUGAGCUAUACUGGGUGAGGUCCGUGUGGCCUGGGCAAGACGAGAAGGUAUUGUGGUCAUUAUUGACUGCCCGAUGUGGUGCAAGCACCCGGCUAUUGCCGUUUCACGCCCAGGUACAGAAUCCCCCUCAACUUCCGCCCCUCUCCCCUCUCUCCGUCUCGCUCAGCUGCACAUCAGAUACGCAGUGUACGCGCAAUAUCAUACUGACUGUUCGAUGCAUGCUCGGCGGCCAUUUUCUCCGCCCACUCCUGCUCAACACACCGCGUCUGGUGGGUUGAACACCAAACUUGUGAAUAAGCUAGUCAUUCGUGGCUCGAUUGGCGAGCAUGCAAGUUUCGCUCGAAUUCAGAUUUUUGCGAAGAUCUCCAUCCCAGAAUUUCCGCCAUCUCAGGCGUAUCCCCUUUUCCAGGAGAGUCAUACAAAGCUGCUUCGGUCUGAGUGCCAUCCACUCUCCCCUGAUGGCGCGCCAUACGCGCUCCCACCUAAUGUGUCGCGUCUCAUGCAACAUGCCUUGAGAGCACUGGCCCUGCCACCGCCGCUGCCAGUCUCAUACCCAGACUUAUUAUCUCCUUUGCCGAAUGCAUCGCAUUACAAGACUAAUGGGGGUCAGAAUCUGACUUCUGAUAUGACUGGUUUUAUCACCGUGAAUAACUAUGAGUACUGCUAUCUGUCUCCUCGGAUACUGGUUCCUCCGUCCAACCUACGACCGCAAUCAGCAGGCCCCAUAUAUAAGCACCGUAGAAACUCCAUCGGUGUGUCGGUCCGGGAUGGGAUACUUUCUUUUCAUAUUGUUGCGAUGGAGUUGGAAGUGCCGUUGGUUUCAACACCGCCAGCUGCCCCAUAUAUGUUGAAUGUGCCACUUCCGAGGUGUUUGCACAAUUCUAUAAAGUUCAAGAUUCACCUACCUUCUGUACUUACGCGUUCAGCCGCAUCAGAUUAUUCUUCUGCUGGCUCAUCAAAUGUCUCCGUGGAGGAGCAAUGGUCCGCUCGAACGAUCCCAGCCCUUUUUCAGCGGAAACGUCAGCACAGCACGGCAAGCACGGAGAACUGGGCGGACCAAGAAAGCCGGUCCGAUGUGUCAUCUUCCAACUCGGUGAACUCGCUCAUGAGUGCGGGACCGCCUCGCGUUGACCAAAAACCCCGCGUCAUCGAAGGGAAAUUCAUGAGUUCCGAUAGGAUAAUUAUUCGAUGGGCUCCCGCAAGGAAUCCAUCGUUCAAAGCUCUUCGACACGACAUUGCCGCACAACGUGUAGAAUCUGUAUUAAAAUGCACGAUCGGCAGCCCUAUCAUUGACAGCGCGCGGCCCGUCGUUUAUCCCGUCGACCUGGAGUUUGACGCGAAAUGCUUUGGACUUCUUGACCCUCACGUCGAAACAGAGCUCGGACUUCCCGUUGUGGUUGACACCUUCGGCAGCACAGCCCGCUGGUCUGCUGAAUAUGACCCCGAUGAAGACAAAUCACCGUUCGAGGUUACAGGUGGGGAAGGAGUAGGACAGUGGAGCUGGAAGGACCAUAAAUUACCAUUGUCAUUGGUGAACUCGUUAUCCAAGGUAACGGAAAAUACUACGGGGCGUUCAGGAACCUCUCCGACGCGGUCUUCGCAGGAUGCUCCGUCUCAGCCCAGAAUGACCCCCUCGAGAAUUCCCAUCGUCUCCAAUAGCGUUUCAAAAGAUAGAGUCUCCCUGCUGAGGGCGCCUCUGCCAGGUCCCGACUCUCCGGUUACCCCCGUGGAUGCCACAUUUGACGAUGAUGAAUUGGAUGACGAUGACAUAUCUUCUGUGCCAGAUGGAUAUUUUUCCACGGGCCCUUCGUCACGGCGUUCCUCGAUGAAUUCUGCGCCACCCGACAUUGUGACGAAACCUCCUCGACACCCUGCCGACCCAUUUAAAAUUCACAUUGAUAUCCUUCCCCUGUUGCCGAACUCCCCCAAUUCCCCUGCUAUGUCGGCGCAUUUUCGUCUCACAACCAAAUUGCUACUCUCCGGUUCCACACUGGAUCCUCACCACAUUGCACUCCCCGCCGUUCGUAUCCCAUCAGCAGAGACUCACUUGUGCGAAUGCAUCAUUCGGAGCAAGAACAAAGAUUCCGAGAUCAUCGUCAGUGCGCCAGAUGCGGAUGUUUCGUCUAAACGUUCUCAUAUUACUCUCGGGGGUGCGAAAGGUUCGAGUCUGUGCCAGUGGACGGUAGAAGUAUCCGCGAAACCAUGGUCGGAAAGUUCUGCAAGCACGUCUGGCGACAUGUGGGGUGGUGAUUGCUUGUUGCUGGUGGUGCCUGAGACGAAGAAGCAAAUCAUGUCAAUCCCUAAAACUCUGCGGACCUAUUCUUCCCGGAUGCUGACAUCUCCUUUGAGCCCGAGUCCGACUCCAAGUUCGAGCAAUGGCGAUGAAAGCCCCGGAAUGCUGACCACCGGCACCCAAGGCGAGACCCCGUGACACCUUUCCUCCAUCAACACCACAAAAUCCUCCAUCGCAGAGGAUAUCAAUAGAUGACAGAGCCGCCAUCGCCUGGGUUGAGAUUUCUGUGUCAUCUGUGCCACCAUCAUAUACCUCACAGGAUGGACAAACAUCCAAGUUGAGUCCAUGGCUGCAUUAUGUUCAGCUUCGGGCGCCUUUCCCCUCAAUAGCUGUUCUAAAAUCACCAUCUCUUGACG